AUGGCUUCGAAGCUUCUAGCCAACGCUAUCCGCCGUAACCUAUCCAAGCCCGCCGCCGCCGCCCCCUUCGGCCGUCGCCCAUUCUCGAACACCGCAGCCGUGGCUGCGGUCGAGCCUUUGGAGGAGGAUUCCGGUGGAAUAUCGAUGAAAGGGGUCAAAAUCUCCGGCAGGCCUCUCUACCUCGAUAUGCAGGCGACGUCGCCGGUGGAUCCCAGGGUACUCGACGCCAUGCUUCCUUACUAUGUCUCCCAGUUCGGAAACCCUCACUCGCGCACUCAUCUGUACGGCUGGGAAUCGGAGCAAGCCGUCGAAUCGGCCCGCGCCAGUGUCUCCGCCCUAAUCAACGCCUCCCCGAAGGAAAUCAUCUUCACCUCCGGCGCCACCGAGUCAAACAACAUCUCGGUCAAGGGCGUCAUGCAUUUUUACAGGGACAAGAAGCGCCACGUCAUCACCACCCAGACCGAGCACAAGUGCGUCCUCGAUUCCUGCCGCCAUCUGCAGCAAGAGGGUUUCGAAAUCACCUAUCUCCCUGUGAAGCCCGACGGGCUAUUGGACUUGGAGAAGCUCCGGGCCUUCAUCCGGCCCGACACCGGGCUUGUCUCUGUCAUGAUGGUGAACAACGAGAUUGGAGUGAUACAGCCGAUGGAGGAAAUCGGGAAGAUAUGUAAGGAAUUCAACGUCCCUCUUCACACUGAUGCUGCCCAGGCUUUAGGUAAGAUACCAAUCGAUGUAAACAAGAUGAAUAUAAGCUUGAUGUCUAUGAGUGGACAUAAGAUAUACGGGCCUAAAGGAAUUGGGGCUCUGUACAUGAGACGUAGACCUAGGAUUCGCGUGGAGCCUCAAAUGAAUGGUGGUGGGCAAGAGAGAGGGAUAAGGAGCGGAACAGUCCCAACCCCUUUAGUUGUCGGGUUUGGGGCUGCAUGUGAUCUGGCAAUGAAGGAAAUGGAGUAUGAUGAUAAAAGGAUAAAGUCAUUGCAAGAACGUUUGCUGAACAGGAUUAGAGAGAAAUUGGAAGGUGUUGUGGUGAAUGGGAGUGAAAAUAGUCGGUAUGCGGGAAAUUUGAACCUUUCGUUUGCGUUUGUUGAAGGAGAGAGCUUGUUGAUGGGGUUAAAGGAGGUGGCUGUGUCGAGUGGCAGUGCUUGCACGAGUGCGAGUUUGGAGCCUUCGUACGUUUUGAGGGCUUUGGGUGUUGAUGAAGAUAUGGCCCACACGUCGAUUAGGUAUGGGAUUGGGAGGUUCACGACUGAGGAAGAGAUUGAUCGGGCGGCGGAGCUUACUGUGAAGCAGGUGGAGAAAUUGAGGGAGAUGAGUCCUCUGUAUGAGAUGUAUAAGGAUGGGAUAGACAUCAAAAGCAUCCAGUGGGCACAACACUGA
Molecule: messenger RNA, 1374 nt
Organism: Striga asiatica
Lineage: Eukaryota; Viridiplantae; Streptophyta; Magnoliopsida; Lamiales; Orobanchaceae
Source: the annotation of a GenBank genome assembly